UUUUGCUACAACUUCUUUGUCUUAUUUCUGAAACUAUAGCUACUAAAUAUUAGUAUAUUUAAGUAAUUAUACAGCUAGUAUUUGCCAGUAAAUGAGAGGGCCAAAUAGAUAAGUAGAGAGACAGGCUAUGUGAGAGAGAAAGAAGGGGAGAUUAGGGGACACCACACACGUUCUGUGAAGGAGAAAAAGGAGAGAAAAAGAGAGAAGGGGAAUCUUCAAUCAUGCCAUCAGGUUCAAAGAAGAGAAAGGCUGCCAAGAAAAAGAAGGAACAAGCUGCCAACAACAUCAAUUCAUCACCUAAAAACAUCCCACAUGGAAAUGAGGAUCCAAGAAGCCAAGAUGAAAGGGAAAGUGAUGACGGUGAUGUUGGUUCCCCUGCAUCUCAGGGUGACCACAAUCACCAGCAUCCAUUCAAUCAGAGGGAAGUAGGGAAAAGGCAGCAUUCACCUAUUCAAUCACAUGCAGCCGAGGAGAAGUCUGCGGAAUGGGCCAUUGGGGACGCGGAAAACACGGUGAUAUCAGGAUCGGAUGAUGUUGUUGCUGUUAAAAUUGAAAGGGAGUCGGGUCCUAAGGAGAAUUUUGAGAGCACACUUGUCACCAUUCAGCACAUCGAGCAUGAUAAGAGCUCUAGUAGCAGUAGUAGCAGUUCUGAUGAUGAAUCUCAAGCCUCUGAGAAGAAGUCAAAAGAUGAAGCCUAUAAUUUUGGUUCUGAAGUGACUGCAUAUGGCAAUGACGAUAAGCCUAUUAAUAUUAUGUCUGAAGAAUUCCUGAAGAUUGUUGAAAAUGAAGCAGCCAGAAAUGUUGACAGUAAUUCUGCUGCGGGAACUGCCGAUGUUGACAAUUUGGUAAAAACUGCCGUAUCUGUGCAAGAGGAAUUGGAUCACGCUACAGAAGUUUCUGCAAACAAAUCAGUGCCUGAUGUUGAGCCAGGGUUGAAGAGAAUUGAAGAGAAGUUAUUGCCCUCCUCAAAUGGAGUCUCUAGGUUUGAAUUGCGAGAAAAUGAAGGAAAAUUUUCCUCAUCCUCCGUUACUUCUGCUGAAAGUAGUACUGUGGUGGACAAAACUCAACAUUCUGAAUCUCAUGACCAUUCCGAAAAGCAGCCUGUUGUUGCUUCGACUCCACCCAUGGUGCAAAGAACCUCAGUGUUAAGUUGCUGUGGAUUGUUUGAUGUUUUCACAGGUUCUGGAAGAUAAUUGCAGUGCAGAACCAUAUGUCCAUGGGGGUUUGGUAGACAAGCAGUUCAUCAAAGUCGCAUGGUUUUGGUUUCUAUACAUCUAUUUCAUUUCAACGCUCAAUGAUAUCUUAAAACAGAAAUGUGCAGCAGACCUAGCUAGAGAAACAGUUGUCCGUUUUGUGGUACUGAUACUGUGGAUGCAGAUAGUCGCUAGUUCGUUCCUUGCUUUGAGUAUAUUCUUUUUUGGCACUUUUGCAGCCUAGUUUCUUAGCUAGAUUUGUGUUGUAUCUAGUUCUUCUUUCCAGGUUGCAUGUACUAGUUUCCUCAAGUAUACCAGGGUUUUUUAGUGUAAUCUAAACAUAGUUGCUAUGUCGGUGUCGGUAUCGUGAAUUUUUAAUCUGUUUCAGCAAAUUUAUAGUUGUGUUUCUUUGCCAAAACAUAUAAUAGGUUUCAAAUUACUGCUUUAUAAUCAUGGAUUGUACAUGAUUGAAGAUUUGUUUCCUGAGUUUUGCAUUCAUGAACUAAU
Messenger RNA from Hibiscus syriacus, 1700 nucleotides. RefSeq lists its product as uncharacterized. The record is from RefSeq and is a predicted model, not a curated record. The transcript has 4 exons. The coding region runs from base 222 to 1193 and encodes 323 amino acids. Lineage: Eukaryota; Viridiplantae; Streptophyta; Magnoliopsida; Malvales; Malvaceae.